ACACACGCACCAACGCACUCACGGCCCUCACCACCGCCAUGCAGAAGAGGGUCAUGACGGUGUUCCUGCUCGAGCACCACCAGACCUUCAGUGACCUUGUGGAGCGCUCGCUGCGGAAGGGACGCGGGCCGGAGCAGGUCGCCGCUGGCCGCCUCGCUUCCCUGCUGUUGCUGUCCCUGUCGCCCUGCUCGGAGGUGGAGGAGGUGUACCAGACGCUGUCCCCGCUGCUGCGCGUGGCCGUGACAGACCCGGCCGGGCCACGCGAGGGCCGGACGGAGUGUGCCCACACCCUGGCGCUGGCCACUCUGCUGGCCUGCCACGAUUUGGGCCAGGUCACCAGCGCCAUGAACACCCUGCACUCCGUCUUCGCCGCCUCCCUGCCCAAGGGUAAUGGAGAGCUGCCCACCCACCCGCCCGCCCUCACCGCCCUCCACACGGCUGCCCUUAAUGGAUUCUGCCUCCUCCUCUGCCUCAUGGCCCCCGCCUCGGUCUACACCAUGGCUAACAAGUUAGUCAAGGAGAUGUUUGACCUACUGGGGAGUGCCGACCUCGACCUCAGGAUACAGGCCGGAGAGGCAGUGGCGCUGCUGUACGAAUCCACCCGCACCCACGAUCCUCGGUACAGGUGGACACGCGAGAAGGAGCUGUGUGCGGUGCUGAACGAGCUGGCCACCGACUCCCACAAAUUCCGCGCCAAGAAGGACCGAAAGCAGCAGCGCGCCUCCUUCCGCGACGUGGUUCGGGCGGUGGAGGAGGGCGAGGUCCCCGAGGAGUCCGUCAGCGUGGGUCCCCAGCAUCAACGUCAAGAGCUUCUCCUCGAUUCCUGGUCCCUCAAGCUGCAGUAUCAAGCACUGUGCCGUGUGCUGACCCAGGGACUCAGCACUCACAUCACCUUCAAUGCUGGGGUCCGGGACAUGUUCAGCCUCGGUCCGCCACCAGAGCAGAUCGACCGCAGCCUGGCCGCCCUCGCCCGCCGCGGCCAGAAGAAGCUGAACCGCGAGUCCCCCGCCUCCAAAGCCCGCCAGAUGGCCCGCAACAAGAACAGGGACAACCGCGCCGCCGCCAAGACCUACGACGAUUGACCUCCGGCGGCUGGCUAUGAUGAGGCGGCUGCUGGCGGCUGAGCUACAUGGCGGCUGGCGGCUGCUUUUUUAUUUAAUUUUUUUUUUGCGUUAGGCUAGGUUAAGUUAGUUUGUUCGUUCUCUGGUUCGGUUCGGUUGACGGUUUAUUUUUUUGGUUGUUUUGGUUGGGCAGGUCCGGUUAGUCGUACAUUUUGCCAGUCAGUUAGUUCAUGAGUUGGUUAGUGAGAUAUUUAGAUAGCCAGUCAGUCAAUUAGUGGGUUUGUAAGUAUGUCUGUGCUAUGGGCAGUUAAUGAGUUCCCUAAUUUGUUGACCGACCGACCGACCGACUGACUGACUGACCGACGGUUCGUUAAAAUAUUUUGCAUUUCAGCCAGUCAGUCAGUCAGCAAUUACUUAAAAUCUACAGUUAGUUCAGUAGAAGAGACCGACUAACUGACUGACUUGACUGGAAUUAUGCAUCGAGUUUAUCAGUGAGUCAGUCAGUUAUGCAUGAGUGACUUACCGACCGAGUGACUGACUGACUGACUGACUGAUGGUGGUAUUAGGUGUUAAGCUCAGUAAAUGUCAGUCAGUCAGUCAGUUAAUCAGUCAGAUGAAAAGCUUACUGACUAACUGACUGGGUGACUUGACUGAAUUUUGCAUUUAUUAACAGCUCCAGUCAGUCAGUCAGUCAAUAUAGCUGACACUUGACUGACCGACCGAAUUAUUUUGAGUGCUGUAAAUACUACUACUACUAUUUCUACUAGUACUACUACUACUAUUUCUUCUACUACUACUACUACUACUACUUCUUCAGAAUUGGGUGACUAAUGUACAGGAAGUUAGGUUUUAUAUAAAUAGUAUUUCUCGACUUAUUAUUAUUAUUAUUGUAAAUUUCUAUGGUGCAUUUUUUCUUAUAUUUAGUGACUUUGUAAGUAUUUUGGAGUCUUGAUCUGUCUCUCUCUGUCUUGUUUAUUAUUAUUAUUAUUAUUAUUAUUAUUAUUAUUAUUAUUAUUAUUAUUAUUAUUAUUAUUAUUAUUAUUCUCAUCUUUUCAAAAUCAUCUAAAACUCACCUUAAAUUUCUGUCUCUCUUCUCUCUUAAUACUCUUUCUUCUUUUCUCUCCUUCCUUCCCUUUUUUUCUCUUCUUUUCCUUAUUCUCUCUCUCUCUCUCUCUCUCUCUCUCUCUCUCUCUCUCUCUACGGGACCCCACAGGAUGUCACCCCACAGACACAAGCCCCUCCUCUCUCUCUCUCACUCACAGACACAAGCCCCUCUCUUUCUCCCUCUCUCACAGACACAAGCCCCUCCCCUCUCUCUCCCUCUCUCACAGACACAAGCCCCUCCCCUCUCUCACACAGACACAAGCCCCUCCUCUCUCUCUCUCACAGACACAAGCCCCUCCUCUCUCUCUCUCUCUCACAGACACAAGCCCCUCCUCUCUCUCUCUCUCUCACAGACACAAGCCCCUCCUCUCUCUCUCACACAGACACAAGCCCCUCCUCUCUCUCUCUCUCAGGAAUUAAAUGGAGUGUUUUUCUAGAUUGAUUGUUAGUGAAGCAGCUACCAGCACUCACUACUACUACUACUACUACCACUACUACUACUGCUAUUACUACUUAUUGUAUAUUUUGUAUCAUUAUUGGUGUGUGUUGGUAAGGUCGGUUCUUCCCCCGUUCUUAUUCUUAUUUAAAAAAAGAGAAAUAAUUAAUAAAUAACGUUGGUGUUGCAGUGAAGCA
Messenger RNA from Eriocheir sinensis (Chinese mitten crab), 2798 nucleotides. RefSeq names its product interferon-related developmental regulator 1-like (gene Ifrd1). Bases 39 to 1082 code for a protein of 347 amino acids. The record is from RefSeq and is a predicted model, not a curated record. The transcript is spliced from 7 exons. NCBI's taxonomy places the organism in Eukaryota, Metazoa, Arthropoda, Malacostraca, Decapoda, Varunidae.